CUGCUUCCUGGCCCAAACAGCCCGCCUAACCGUGGACGGAACUAACCGCUCCACUCAACUCUCACAAACAACCGUUGCGGCGCGACCACCGGAGCCCGGACCGCCCCCCACUCCCGAUCGCCGGCGAUGGCGAGCCUUCUCCUCCGGUCGCUCCGGCGGGCGCGAGGCUUCAGCUCCUCUGCCACCUCGGCGGCGAAGGAAGGGGGCGACGGGAAGCUCGUGGCGACGGUGAUGUUCGAGCGCCUCCCCGUCGUCAUCCCCAAGAUCCAUCCCGCCGUCUACGCCUUCCAGGAGUUCUCGUUUCGGUGGAGGCAGCAGCACAGACGGCAGUACCCAGACGAAGUUCUCGGCAAGGCCGACGCCAGGGGUAAGGGUGACUAUCACAUUGAUUAUGUGCCUGCUCCAAGAAUCACAGAGGCUGACAGAACAAAUGACCAGAAGUCUUUACAACGAGCUCUUGAUAAUAAAUUGUAUCUCCUCCUGUAUGGCAACACUUAUGGGGCUCCUGAUGGAAAGUCUGUUUGGCAUUUUCCAGAAAAAAUAUAUGAAAAUGAAGAAACUAUGCGACUGUGUGCUGAGUCAGCAUUGAAGUCUGUUCUUGGGGGACUUGACAAUACGUACUUUGUUGGCAAUGCUCCGAUGGCUCAUAUGGAUGUUGAACAAACAGAUUCAAGUGUGUCAUCAUUCAAGCGUUUCUUUUUCAAGUCACAAGUGGUCGGCACUACGAAAUACCAUAUUGAAAAAUGCAAGGACUAUGCGUGGGUAACCAAGGAUGAGCUGUUGGAACAUUUUCCCGAGCACAAAAGUUUCCUGAACAAGAUGAUCAUCCACAUAAGAUAGCUCUGAUAAGGCCAUGGACAAGCUGAAGACCAUUCUGAGCAAUUAGCAUUUAUGAGCAGAUUUGGCAGGGAACGAUCACCUCAAGCAUUUCUUGAAACAGAAACUGGAGAUAUUCUAUUUUGCCUAUUUUUUGAGGGGGCGAUUCUACAUCUAUAGCAAUGUAGCAUGUAGUAAGUAGUCCUCCCAGGUAACUGUAUGAGUUUGUUAUCCAUGGGAAAAAUAAGUGCAUUUGAUACCCGCUGUUUUGCGUUCUUCUGGCAACUGCCAAGAUGCUUGAGCCUGGAACCUGUGCUCUGCAUUUCUGAAUUCUUGCAAUACACCUGAUAGCAUCUUUUAUGCAGGCUAUUCUUACAAAUUGAAUGGAACCAUACGUCACGUACCUUUUUUCUA
Sorghum bicolor (sorghum) is the source of this 1230-nucleotide messenger RNA. RefSeq names its product 54S ribosomal protein L17, mitochondrial. Lineage: Eukaryota; Viridiplantae; Streptophyta; Magnoliopsida; Poales; Poaceae. Gene Ontology annotation, molecular function: structural constituent of ribosome. The coding region runs from base 127 to 840 and encodes 237 amino acids. The transcript is spliced from 6 exons. The record is from RefSeq and is a predicted model, not a curated record. Gene Ontology annotation, cellular component: mitochondrial large ribosomal subunit.